Messenger RNA from Prunus mume (Japanese apricot), 1908 nucleotides. Its product is annotated as NPL4-like protein A. Gene Ontology annotation, cellular component: nucleus. Gene Ontology annotation, molecular function: ubiquitin binding; ubiquitin protein ligase binding. The record is from RefSeq and is a predicted model, not a curated record. Gene Ontology annotation, biological process: ubiquitin-dependent protein catabolic process. NCBI's taxonomy places the organism in Eukaryota, Viridiplantae, Streptophyta, Magnoliopsida, Rosales, Rosaceae.
CUCUUCCUCAUUUACCAGUAGUAUUCCUUCUCCGAUCCUCGCACAACACCACAUCCGUCUCCCACUCAACAUCAACUCUUCCCCUUCCAGUUUCCAACAGUACUAUUAUUCUUUUCCUCUUUCCCCUUCCCCAAGUUUUUGUAAAUUCCCUAACUUUUCUUUCUUCCUUCCUUUCCCAAGUCCACACUCUUCAGGAAUCAUUUUUCAAUAUCAAUUCCCUUCGAAGCACCGACUUCUCAAUCCUUAUUAAUAAAACCACAAAGCCAAACCUUUCCUUCAACUAUUGAAUAUUAUUAUAUCACCUCUCUCUCACUCUCAGCCAAAAUCAACAGUAAUUCGCCAAAUCCCAAAGAUGAUGCUUAGAGUUCGCAGCAGAGACGGUCUGGAACGAGUCACUGUAGAUAACCCACAACACACCACUGUCUCCCAACUCAAAGCCCUAAUCCAAACCCAGCUCCGAAUCCCUUUCCAGAACCAGACCAUCUCCACCAACCAAAACCUCCUCUUGGCCAAGACCCAUGACGACAUCUCCCGAUUCACCGACAUGGCAAAUCCCAACACUUCUCUCUCGGCCCUCAAUCUCUCCCAUGGCUCCAUCGUCUACCUCGCCUACGACGGCGAGCGCACCGUCGCCGGCCCCACCUUCCACCCGGCAGGCUCUUUCGGUCGCAAGAUGACCAUGGACGAUCUCAUCGCCAAGCAGAUGAAAGUCACCCGCCAAGAAAACCCGCACAGCGAGCUCGUCUCCUUUGAUCGCGAUUGCGCCAAUGCCUUCCAGCAUUACGUCAACGACACGCUCGCUUUCGCGGUGAAGCGCGGUGGAUUCAUGUACGGUACGGUGUCGGAGGAGGGAAAGGUGGAGGUGGAUUUCAUAUACGAGCCUCCCCAACAGGGGACUGAGGCGAAUUUGGUGUUUUUCAGAGACCCAGAUGAGGAAAAGUCGGUGGAGGCUAUUGCAAUGGGGUUGGGAAUGAGACGGGUCGGUUUUAUAUUCACCCAGACGGUGAGCCAGGACAAAAAAGACUAUACUUUGUCGAAUAGGGAGGUUCUUCAGGCCUCGGAGUUUCACGCGGAGAGUGGCUUGAAGGAGUGGGUGACUGCCAUGGUUAAAUUGGAGGUGAAUGAGGAUGGCGGUGCUGAUGUGCAUUUUGAGGCUUUUCAGAUGAGUGAUAUGUGUAUUAGAUUGUUUAAAGAAGGGUGGUUCGAGACUGAGAUUGAAGAGGGUCAUGAUCCAAAGUUGUCCAAGAUGAAGAAGGAUGUUGUUGUUGGGGUGAAGGAUACUAGGGAAGUGGACAAUGAUUUUUUCUUGGUGGUGGUAAAGAUCUUCGAUCACCAGGGCCCACUUUCAUCAUCUUUUCCUAUUGAGAACCGUAACGCCCCAGUGACGUUGAAGGCUCUGAAAAAUCAUCUGGAUCGUGCUAAGAGUCUUCCAUUUGUGAAGCGAAUUUCAGAUUUUCAUUUGAUGCUCUUGCUGGCCAGGUUUUUAGACGUAGCUGCAGAUAUUCCUGCUUUGGCAGAGUGUGUCCAUACAGAGUCACCCAUACCAGAAGGCUACCAGUUAUUAAUCGAGUCGAUGGCCAAUGCUUCUUGAUGCUGCUUUGCGUGCCCUUUUGGAAACCGAUACAUUCUAAGAUCUCAGACGAGUGUGGCCAAGCAAUGAUCCUUUAUUGUGAUUAGCUCCUCCUAUGCAACAAUCCCUGUUGGUGUCUUGUGCCAUGCAUCACGCAAAAAGUUUGCUUUGCCGCUUGAGUAGUUUAACAUGUCAUUUCUCAGGCACUUUGUGUACUAAAAAAUUCAAGCAUAUUAUUGCAUCAGAUGGUCUGGAUAUUUAUGCUUGCCAGAACGAGGCUUGUGUGAUUGUCGAUGUAUUAUAAUUUUAAAUUUAUGAAUUCAUGUUCAUCUUGCAAA